This is a messenger RNA of Styela clava, 2462 nucleotides long. Its product is annotated as malonate--CoA ligase ACSF3, mitochondrial-like. Gene Ontology annotation, molecular function: medium-chain fatty acid-CoA ligase activity. The record is from RefSeq and is a predicted model, not a curated record. Gene Ontology annotation, biological process: fatty acid metabolic process. Lineage: Eukaryota; Metazoa; Chordata; Ascidiacea; Stolidobranchia; Styelidae.
AAAAAAAUAGUUUUCGGUAUAUGACUGGGGGGCAACGAUACGACUUUGAUUUCUUCAUUAUAAAUGAAACACAGUAAUAGACAAUUUGACAAUAUCAGUAAUAUUUUACUAUCUUCAGUUUGAUCAGAAAAAAAAAUAUUUACAUAUGAAUGUGCUACAAAAUAUAAAACCUUUGAGAUGCAUGGUCUCUAUGAAUUGUUGGAAACAUUCCAGAGCAAAGAGAAGCACUUCAUCAGCAACAAAUAUACGAAGAUUGCCAAAAUUUCUUCAAAAUUCUUUCAAUAAUCCUGAGAAAACGGCUAUAGUGGAUUCCAAUGGCGAACAUUCCUAUAGCAAGCUUGCAUGUUUAUCCAUGAAUCUUUCUAGAAAUCUUCCGUCAUUGCAUGGAGAAAGAGUUGCGUUCUUAACUGACAAUGAUGCCUCUUAUGUGGCAUGUAAAUGGUCAACAUGGAUGAAAGGGGGAACUUGUGUUCCCUUGUGCAAAUCGCACCCCAUUAGUGAGAUAGAUUAUGUUUUACAAGAUUCUGAGCCCAAAAUCUUAAUUGCAUCCUCAGAUCAUGCAAAUGGAUUGGAAGAUUUAUCAAAAAAACAUGGGACAGAACUACUUAUACUUCCCAAAGAUUUUAUUGAUCAAUAUUCCGAAGCAGGAAUACUUGAUGACAUAGAUGUGCAAAUGUCAUCACAUGAUAAUGCCUUAAUCAUCUAUACCAGUGGGACAACAGGACGGCCAAAAGGCGUAGUUUGGACUCAUGAUCAUCUGCAAAAACAGAUUGAAAUGAUGUUAGCUGUCUGGGAAUGGGAGUAUAAUGACAGAAUACUGCAUGUUUUACCGUUACAUCAUGUUCAUGGAAUAAUUAAUGCAAUGAUGUGUCCUCUCAGUAUCGGUGCAACCGUAGUUAUGGAGAAUAAGUUCCAACCACAUAAGGUUUGGGAUCAUUUUCUUGGAAAAUUUGAAGAUUUUCCACCCAUAAGUGUAUUCAUGGCUGUUCCUACGAUUUAUAUAAAAUUAUUGCAAUAUUAUGAAAAUAACAUGAAAAGUAAAUCUGAUGAAAUUUUUGAAAAAUGUAAAAAGAUCCGGUUGAUGGUUUCCGGAUCUGCAUCUCUACCUGCAACGAUAUUUGAGAAAUGGAAAACUCUGACUUCUCAUGAACUUCUGGAAAGGUAUGGUAUGACUGAGGUUGGAAUGGCGCUUACGAACAGCUAUCGUGGCCAAAGAAUACCUGGUGCAGUCGGACGUCCAUUUCCUGGGGUUGAGGCCAUGAUUUUAGCAGAGGAUGAAGAGAACAUUGUUGUAGAAGCUGAUUGCAAUGGUGUAUUAAAAUAUCCUGGCAUGAAAGGUCACCAAGGUGAAUUGUUAAUUCGGGGACCAAUAUUUAAAGAAUAUUGGAAACGACCUGACACAACAAAAGAGCAAUUUAGAAAAGAUGGCUGGUUCAAAACUGGUGAUACAGCCAAGUUUGAAGAUGAAUCAUUUUGCAUUGUAGGACGAACAUCUGUUGAUAUCAUCAAGAGUGGUGGCUUUAAAAUAGGUGCUCUCGAUAUUGAGCGCCAUCUACUAGAUCAUGAUAACAUACUUGAGGUUGCUGUCCUAGGGGUUGACGACGAAACAUGGGGUCAAAGGGUUGCAGCUAUCAUCGUACUAAAAGACAAUAAUAUAAGCUUCACCGUCGAGGAUCUAAAACUUUGGUGCUCAAAUAGAAUGCCUCAUUAUAACACACCUACCUUGAUGAAGUUAGUUUUGGAAAUUCCAAAAAAUGCGAUGGGUAAAGUGAAUAAGAAAAGUCUAUUGAAUUUAUUUGAUGAAGAACAAGUAUAAUUAGUUUGAUUGAGGCCUUGAAAUUUAAGAUUUAUGUGAAGUGCCCUCAAUUUAUUCCGGUAUUCUCGUUAUAAUAUAUUAGAGUUUGCUCUACAUGCAUGAUAUUAUUCAAAAAUUUAGUUAUGAUGUCCUUUACUAUAAUCAGAUACAGACUGAGGCAAAGUAAUCUAGGAUAAUACAGUUUUACGUAACAAAAUGCAUAUUCUAUGUGCUUUGGCAUACUGGGCAUAAACUAUAGAAUCUCUAAACUACAUAUGCAUUACAUCAGUCACUGUAUGAGAUGAGAUGAUUAUCGUCAUCUUAACUAAGUCAGGACUUGAUAUUCGUGCUUAUAUCACAUAGUUGGGCAUUGGUAACUUUAAAAAUGCUACUUCAUUUUCGUUUGUUUCAAAACAUGAUUAUCACAAUAUAAAAAAAAUUUGCUUUGGUCUUACCUAUUAUUCUCUUGUUAAAGACGUUUGCUCAAUGCUGCACAAAACACCAAUUCUUGACAGGAAUGGGGUCUUAUAGCUUAUCACUGUAGCUGUUUUUUCGUUUAAUUAAAAACUGCUGUUUUCUAAUUAAAACGUUUAAUAAAAAUUCAUAUUAUUGUUAAUCUAGGUAACUUUGUAUUUCCGUGCAAUAAAUUAAUUCACCUGGUAGCCAA